Messenger RNA from Oncorhynchus gorbuscha (pink salmon), 3507 nucleotides. It is a transcript of the gene slc46a1, whose product is annotated as solute carrier family 46 member 1. The transcript is spliced from 7 exons. NCBI's taxonomy places the organism in Eukaryota, Metazoa, Chordata, Actinopteri, Salmoniformes, Salmonidae. Gene Ontology annotation, cellular component: plasma membrane. Bases 243 to 1739 code for a protein of 498 amino acids. The record is from RefSeq and is a predicted model, not a curated record. Gene Ontology annotation, biological process: transmembrane transport. Gene Ontology annotation, molecular function: transmembrane transporter activity.
AAGCUUCGUCCAGAUGGGGCAAUCUCGAGACCAUUAUGCGGACAAGACUAGUGUAUUAACUUCUAGAGGUUUUACUUACAGUUUAAGUACGUUUUGUCUUUGUUUCUGAUCCGAACAAGUUAAUUAUUUGAAGAUUUUGUCCGCAAACUAUUCAGUCUUGCAAAGACGAGUCUAUAAUAACAAAGGAAUCGAAAAUCUUAGUUGGGGUCUUGAUUCUUUUUUUAGUAUCCUACAAACUAGCAAUGGAAGAUUCGGACACCAGAGCAAUUCUUCCCGAAGAUACUCUAUCGUCUGUAGACGACGAAAUACAGAUAAAUGACACAUUUUGUAAUAACGAGGAGGUUGAGAAUAAGGGACACAUUUGCUAUAGACGGCCGCCGUUCGCUUGCCCGCUUUCGGUUUCUGUUGAACCCGUAUUGUUCUUAUCGAUGUUCUCGCUGUCACUUCAGUGGCCGCUGUCUACGCAGUACCUAUGGGACCGCAUCAGUGAAGACGUAGGUUACAACGGAACAAAAGGAGGGGGAUGUACCAACAUUUCUGGGCCCCCAGACCCACUUCAAAAGGAGGUAGAGACCCUGACAGCCCACUGGAACCUGUACAUCAACUUGGGAGGAUUUGCAGUGGGGCUGUUUGUGGUGACUCUGCUUGGCUCCUGGAGUGACCAGGGUGGCCGGCGGCCCGUGCUCAUCCUGCCCAGCUUGGGUCUGGCCCUGCAGGCUGGGGUCUACCUGCUGGUCAUGUACCUCAAGCUGCCUGUGGCCUGGUUCCUCCUGGGCAGGCUGCUCUCGGGCCUCUCAGGCGACUUCAACACCAUCCUGGCAGGCUGCUUUGCCUAUGUGGCUGACACCAGCGACAGGGGCUCCCGGACCUUCAGGGUGGCAGUGCUGGAGGCCUGUCUGGGACUGGCUGGCAUGCUGGCCAGUAUCAUAGGGGGGCAGUGGCGUCGGGCACAAGGGUACAUUAACCCAUUCUGGCUGGUGCUGGCCACUAACCUGGCUGCUGCCCUCUAUGCCUACCUGUUUGUACCCGAGUCCGUCACCCCUGACCCCAGUGCCAAACUCUUUACCACCCGUCACCACCGCGCCGUCUACCGCCUCUACUCUGCACUAGGCGACCCCACCGAGGUCGGCAGUUACACAACAUGGAGGAGGUACAAACUGUGGCUCUACAUCUUCUGCUUCUUCCUGGUGGUGACGGUCCACUUUGGCAGCCGCGAGCUGUUUGUUCUAUAUGAGCUGAGCUCUCCGCUGUGCUGGGGCCCAGGGCUGAUUGGCUGGGGGUCUGCAGCUCAGAACCUGGCCUACCUCAGUAGCCUUCUGGGGUUGAGGACCUUGCAGCGAUGCCUAGAGGACUCCUGGGUGUCUCUGGUGGGACUGGCCUCAAACAUGACCGGCCUGGUGGUCAUCUCACUGGCCAACACUACUGAACUCAUGUUCACAGGCUAUGGGCUGUGCUUCCUCUACAUGGCAGCCACUCCAGUCCUCAGGGCCAAGCUGUCCAAGCUGGUGGGGCCUGAAGAACAAGGUGCGUUGUUUGCGUCGGUGGCCUGUGUGGAGGGGCUGUGUUCCCUGGUGGCCAGCAGCCUCUUUAACUCUCUCUACCCAGCCACCCUGCACAUCAUGAAGGGAUUCCCCUUCCUGUUCGGUGCCCUCCUCCUCCUCAUCCCCACAGGGAUCAUUGGGAUAGUUGAGUGUCGGGAUCAGAGGACAGACAGAAGAGAGGACUCUGCAACAUCCUGACAGACAGACAGACAGACGGGUAGUAGAUAAACGUCCUCACAUCACAGCUUGAGCCUGGAAGGCCACAGCCUCUGCUGCCCUACAUACACCUUUUUACCUGGAAGGCCACAGCCUCUGCUGCCCUACAUACACCUUUUUACCUGGAAGGCCACAGCCUCUGCUGCCCUACAUACACCUUUUUACCUGGAAGGCCACAGCCUCUGCUGCCCUACAUACACCUUUUUACCUGGAAGGCCACAGCCUCUGCUGCCCUACAUACACCUUUUUACCAGUGUGCUGGAGAGGUAGCUGACUGUCAUUAGACCACACAGAGUUUGGAUUCCGUGGCUUCAACACCAAAAGGCCAAGACCAAAAAGCUGGAAUCACCAGCCAACCCACCAUAUCAGACAUCACUGUGCACUACGUCAUCUGAGACUAGAAGAGAAAGAGGUCUGAGUUCUCUGUUGUAUUUUAAACUGAAAACCUAAUGUGAGCUGACAUACAAUUGUGGUCAAAUAAUACCCACAGUACUGUAUCAAACUAUCCAAGGGCAGGCAGAAAAUACAUGAAAUUCAAUAACAGUGCAUCUCAAUGUCACCAUAGCAUGCGAGCAGCAGAUAGAUCGACUUUAGCCCAACUUGUCCAGACUCAACCAUUAGUAUCUCUGAACAAACCGAGACCCAUCCGCUUCUAACAGCAGUCAGGGAGUACUGAGUUACACUGCUUACAGUUUACUGUCAUCCCUCCUUUCAACAGAUAACCCAGUCUAACCCCUUAAGUGCCCUAACACAGCAACCCUGUCACCCCUCCAUACUAUACAAUAGAUAGGCAAGUAAGUGUGUGUGUGUGUGUGUGUGUGUGUGUGUGUGUGUGUGUGUGUGUGUGUGUGUGUGUGUGUGUGUGUGUGUGUGUGUGUGUGUGUGUGUGUGUGUGUGUGUGUGUGUGUGUGUGCGUGUGCUUGUGCGUGUGCGUGUGUGUGUGAACAACAGAAACUGAGGGGUUGCGGUCAGGGGGAGAGUUGAAGCAUUACUGUCAUUCAGUAUUUGGGUGAUAUAUUUUGAUUUGCUGUUAGGGAGAAGUAAGGCCUGUGAUAGGCCUACUGGCUUUCUGUCUUCUGAAAUCAUGUAACCAAUGUGUUCAAUGCACUGACUGGAAGUUGCUUCGGAUAAGAGUUUCUGCUCAGUAUUGUGAAUUGAUUUGAAUGUCUGCACUGUACAGUAUUACUGAUUUUUAAAUACUGUGAAUGAUAUUUAUCAUCUUUAGAAAAUGGUACGAAUGAAUGAUUGAAUCAUGCCAAUGAUAUAUUUGACACUUAAAGUUAAGUGGCUUCUUAUGAAAUAUUAUUGCUUCAUUAAACAUUUAUAGCAUCUUGUAGAUGCUGAUGUGGAAAGCCAAUUAUAUAUUUGAUAACAUUUAACUGGCUUCUUAUGAAAUGAUAUUACCUUAUAAACCAUUUAUAGCACCUUGUAGAUGCAGAAGUGGAACAUAUGAAACUCUACAAUAAAGCAAGCCACAAAAGGUCAUGGUAUAUGAUGAGUGUUUCACAACUAGGGGCCUUCUGCCUCAUGCCUUACUGAUUUAGUAUACCGUUUCAUAAUUCCAUUGAAUCCAUUAGCUGCUAUGAAUAUGUUAAUAAAAAUAAGGCAAUAUAACGCUUCAUAAGAAUCCAUUUCAAGUACAGUGUUGCACUGUAUUUUAAUGCACAGAAAGAUUCACAGAUUUACUGUAUCCUUUUUAUUGCGGCACUAUAUUGUAAAAUGACAACAAUGCCUAAAUCUUGAAGUCCAA